CUGCUCUGACUUUCGCGCUCUCGCGUCGAUGAUACUGCUUCGUCGUUGUUAGAUGUGACACUUUGCCGAUCCUUCGAUACAUAAUAAACGCUGUGCGUUCGCAGAACUGUAUCACGUUUUAUGUCACAAGCCCCUAUCGUAUUUCCGGCAAGUCGAGGAAUACCAUAAAUUUGAAAACCUUUCGAUGUGACUCGAACAAGCAGUAUUUUUAGUAGUGCUUGAAGCUAUUUUCGAGACGUGAGGUGAAAGUGGAAGUGCCUCCACGGAGAGAAAGAGGAGAGGAGCGUUUCGCCGGAGAUUUCUUCUUCCCGGUUGUCACGAAAAAUUACGAGCACUUAUCGAUGUGUUAUGCUGAGGGCGGAGUAUUCCUAUGAAAAAUGUUGACAGUGAUGUGCCCGAACUGUCGUCACCGAUUCCCAGCACCAGGUUGUUGCGAGCCGCAGAACAUGAACGAAGAUAAUACUUUAAUCCAUCCGACAACCUGUUACUACGGUGGCCUGUUAGUUCCUAAAAGCUAUAGCGGCGGUGGCUGUAUCAUAAACGCGCCUACCAUUAUUCAUAGCCAGCCCGUUAUAAAUUCGUUCAACUGUCCGCCGAUGACGUUCGACUUCGAAAAGCCGAGGAUCGAGAAGUUCCAGAGCUGCGGGAAAGACACGCAAUUUUUCGAAUUGCCGCUGAUAAACGAAGAGGCGCGAAGAACUGAGGGCGGAUGUCAAAUAACCACGAGCUGCGACUUAACCGGUGGAAGCGUAACGAUAACGACCCCGAAGAUACAAUCCGGAGGUUGCGUGAUACAAAGCACGGACGCGGGAACGCUCAUGCAAACGCCGCACGUGGAAAUUCGUCCGAAACUGUCAGGCGGUGCAUGCCUCGUACGGAACACGUUGUCUAUCGACGGUCAAGAAACUUCUGUUCAAGAAAACUUGUCUCGGAACGAGGGGAUGUUCUUAAUACCACCGAGUGGUUGUCAAGAACUGCCGGGAACUCGAAGAGCCACGUCAAUGGGAAAUGAGGAGAAACCGAUUUUCUCGAAUUUGAUCAAUGUGCCGAUGCAAUUCCAGCAAGCUAUGAAUUCGAGGAAACCCGAGGAAUCGGAGUCGGGUAGAAACUUCAAUUGCUGCUGCAACAACGUUCAGAGUCUGUACAAUGUGAAGCCGAAUGACGUGCCGGUAUCGGAGAACCGUAGCCCCGCGGUUGCGGACUCGAACUCAGCGGGGGUACAGAUUCAAGUGAACGCGACCGUAAAGCUUCCAGCGAGCUUGGGACAGUGCACGGUAAAUAUAACCGCGACUACCACGAACCCGCCCAAUUCCUUAUCAGGCGCCACUUCGAGAACCAAGAAUAAUUUCAACGGCGGCGGUUUGGUACAGAAAAACGAGCCGCAGAACAACGACGCGGAAGAGAAUUUCGAGGAAAGGAGAGAUAGAACACCGACCACGCCUGUCUCGUGGCUGAUGCCGUGUCCCUGGAGUUUCGACAGAUACAUGAUAGACAGGGAUGCGGCCAGACUGAGCGAAGUUAAAAGACUUUUUCAAGCCUGCGGCUGGUACCACGAAGGCCUCAGCUGGCAGCAGAGCGAGAAUUUAUUGAAAAACGCCGCGGUGGGCAGAUGGCUGAUGAGAGACAGUUCCGAUAGCAGAUACAUGUUCGCCGUGUCCGUGCAGACUGCCAGAGGACCUACCUCUGUUCGAGUUCACUAUUUCUUGGGACAAUUUCGACUGGACGCCGAGCCAAGACUCGCGUUCGCGAUUCCCCUCUUCGAUUGUCCUAUCAAAAUGCUCGAAUACUACGUGGAGUAUUCGAAAAGUGUCGACGAACAUCGAAAAGAGGUCUGGGUGGAUUACAGCGGGCAACUUUAUAGCGAAAUUUAUUUGACCAAGCCUCUAGUUAAAGAAGUUAGAUCCCUUAGUCACUUGGCCAGGUUGGUCGUUAAUAAAUACAAAUUACCCACUAAACACUUGCCACCGUUGAUUAGAAAUUAUCUAGCCGAGUAUCCGUACACUAUUUGAAAAAUGAUGCAUAAUGUUUCUUUCUGAUUUCUGGACCUGACGGUAAUUUGCACAUUGCGCCAGAUCGAUUAAAAGUAAAUUUAUUUUGAUUAAUGAACUUAUUCAUUUAAAUUCUAGUGGAGUGAAUUUUUUCUUUGAUUAAGGAUCGAUAAAAUUUAGCUGUUCAUAGGAGGAUUAUUUUAAAACGAGAUCAAAAUUUUAGAAAUAAUUCUAUACAUUUAUUUUCGGUGAUUCCAGAAAUCAGAAAAGCCUCUCGGAAAUGAUACGUUUAUUUUCAUACAUUUUAAAAACAGUUUAUAUCAAAGUUUUCAAUUAAAUGCAAGACAAAGUCUAGUAUAGUGAGAUAGCUGAAAAUUAAAUUGACACUUUCGUGAAUCGAAUCGACGGAAAAUAAUUCCCGGUAUUUUAUUAAAGACGUGACGAACUGUUGGAGUUUAUCAACAAAAUAUGAAAGUUAAACGAAAGUGUGUGUAAUCUUGUUCGUAGUCAGUAAAGCAUAAUAUUGUACGAUCGACUUAUUCGACCGAGCUUUUAUUUCUCUUUUCAACAUCUUCUUGGAUGGCAGGGUACCAUUUACAUACCCUGCGUGGACCAAUCAAAGUGACGCUUUUCCGUUCACGAUUAAUUAAUUAAUUAAUCGAACUGUCAUCAAACUCUUUCGAGGAUCUGAAAUUCUUUUUGGUUCAUAAGCAUUGACGAGUAAUUAUUUUCUACAUUACGAAAGACACUGAUUAAACGAAUGAAUUCGAUUUAAAGAUACUGCACUGUCCAUGGACGAGUAAAGUAAUCAAAUUUCAUAAAAAGACUCGGUCGGUUCUGAUAUUUCUCGAGCGAUGAUUGGCAAUUUUCUUUAGACAGAUCACGAACUAUCCAGGCUUUCCAAGAAGAAUUGCGAAUCAUUGCUUUAAACCUUACAACUGAUUAAGAAUGAUAAGAAAUGAUAUUAAAAUCGGCUUGUAAGAAGAAAUCGUAAGGCAGUAUUAGAAUUUAAAGCGUCGAUUUGACUCUUUGUUAAGGCACUAGAUUAACGUACGAUCCUAUUAAUUAUUAAUUAGUAAACCGAUUGUAUUCCAUAGCCAAGUGAAUUUGUACGAACGGAAUUCGACUCAUCGAGAUGCCUGCCUCUUAAUGUUAAAUCAAUGAUGAACUUUUCUUUUCAACUUUCAAAGCUAAGAUGUUUCCUUUAUUAUAACUUACGUGUUAUGUGUACGUAAUUUUGUACGAAUCUUUAUUAUUCAACGCAGUAUUUAAUAAAUUGAUCAACUGGACGGUGAUAGUUGAAACGAAGAGUUGAAAUAUGCAGAAGAAUCAAACGCUAAAUUAAUGUAGUUCUUGUUUAUUAGCAAGUUUCUUUAAAUGGAUGUCAAUGAGACUGCGUGUGUAUGCGUGGACGUGUGAGAGGAAAAUCUUUGUACGUGCACGAUGGAAUAGUAAUAAGUAAUACAAUUGAAGUGUCGAUUGUUGCGUACAACAUAUGAUCGAUAUAUUUUUCUAAAACGACGAUCUUAUCGAAGGAAAGCAAACAAUUUUUCUAACGAAAAAACAAAUUAGAUUAUACAGGGUGUUUCCGAAACAGUGCCUCUUUAGACAAAACUUUGUUUGAAGGAAUUGCAUCGUUUGAGACUAUUUCUUACCAACUAUGAAUGUUGCAUUUUUCUUUAUUAGUAAUCACCUUUUGAUAGAGCACCCCGUAUAAAACGAUAUAGAAGGUUUCGUUCAUUGUCUCUAUAUUAGAGAUGAUCUUUUACACUAACGAUAUGUACGCAAGGUGUCACAGAUUUUACCUGCCAAAAGACAUCAGCCUAUUCCGAAGGAACACUUUGGAAUAAAGUUAACAGAAAUGAAAACCAGUUCCAUCAUUAUUUGAUACGUCUCUCGCAGCUCUUUAAUGAAAUGUUUAAGUCUAUUUUUGUAUAACAUUUAACAUUUGGCGGGACUGUACUGGGACACCUCGUAUCUCUGCCCUUCGUAGAUCAUUUCGAAAUAGGAACGAAUCCGGAAAGUUUACCUUUCGGAUUAGGAAUAAACUUAUUUUGGUAUUUCAUUAGAUAUAUUUUGUAAAAUGUAAAAUUACUCCACAGUUAUCGAAAUUUCAUGCUGUUCCGUAAUCAGGAUUUUUACUUAUCGCUGACGAACAGACAGUAGAGCUACAUUACUAAUAUUUUUGCGAUGUUUGCGUUUAUCUCGUAACGGGAAUUUUUGCGAAGGGUUAGUUAAUUUUCAAUUCUUCGAUUGUAAAAGUCGCGUUCAAACGAGUAUAGUAUGUUUGUUAUUGGAAAACUGCCACUCAUCGAAUCCUAUGAUAUGUUUUAUAUGUAUAGUGUGACACGAGUUAAAUUAUUAAAGAAUUAUUUAUUUCCAGCAA
Messenger RNA from Ceratina calcarata, 4374 nucleotides. RefSeq lists its product as uncharacterized. The transcript is spliced from 2 exons. Gene Ontology annotation, molecular function: 1-phosphatidylinositol-3-kinase regulator activity. Gene Ontology annotation, biological process: phosphatidylinositol phosphate biosynthetic process; intracellular signal transduction. Lineage: Eukaryota; Metazoa; Arthropoda; Insecta; Hymenoptera; Apidae. The record is from RefSeq and is a predicted model, not a curated record. Bases 378 to 2009 code for a protein of 543 amino acids. Gene Ontology annotation, cellular component: phosphatidylinositol 3-kinase complex.